Biomphalaria glabrata is the source of this 8789-nucleotide messenger RNA. Its product is annotated as serine-rich adhesin for platelets-like. Gene Ontology annotation, cellular component: nucleus. Gene Ontology annotation, molecular function: zinc ion binding; histone methyltransferase activity; p53 binding. Bases 109 to 5091 code for a protein of 1660 amino acids. The transcript has 27 exons. Lineage: Eukaryota; Metazoa; Mollusca; Gastropoda; Planorbidae. The record is from RefSeq and is a predicted model, not a curated record.
CAUCUUUUUGGCCCCUCUGAUGGCGGCGUCCAUGGUCUUUGAGUCUCUGAAGCGUGUUUGUUUAGACUAAAUUUGGACUUUUCGUGUGAUUGAUGGUGAAAUUUUGAAAUGGAUUCAUCCCAGCCUGAUGGUUUGGUGAUGAAGGAGAUAGCUCAAGUCAGUGAGGCAGGAGGGGACAUUGUUGAGCCUGGCAACAAGACUCUUCUUAAUGGGAAAACUAAUAUCAAAGAUGUUCCUGAAUCACAUCCUUCAACAGACUUUGCUAGUGUGCUAGCAAAAGAAAAUUCACCCCCUCACCUCAGUCCUAUUUCUUCUGCUUCUAGUGAAGAUACUGUUGAUUUAAUUGACAGUGGAACAGAGAAGGUGAAAAAGAAUGACAAAGAAUCAGCAGCGGUUUCAGAGGUUAAAAUGAAUACGGAAAAUGUAGAUACAUCACAAAUAGACUCUUUAUCUGCUACCAGAAGUGAAGUGAAAUCGGAUGCAAUUAGUGAAAUUAAUUUAGAAAAAACAAGUGAAAAAAUAUUUCCUGUAAAUGAAGAUGCUUCAAAAGAUAUUGAACUUAAUGACAGUGAUAAAAGUAAGUCAUCAACAGAUUCUGUUCCCACUGAGACUCUGUCCCAAGAUGUACCAAAGCUUGAAGAAAAUGAUAAAGAAAAGUCUGAAGCUUUAAAUCCUGCUCAGUCUGCAUCUCUGUUGGACAACAGUCCAGCUAUACAAACAACAUUCCAAAAGAAACUAGACUCGGAACUUGAAACCAGUGCCAACACAACACUCGCUAAACCUGAGUGUGUUGAAAAGGGAAAGGAUGUGGUUCCUGCUCAGAUAUUUGAAGACAUCACUGAAGAUGAAGAGUCUGGUGAGGAGGCUUUUGAAAACAUUGAGCUGGAACUCGAUGACCUCAUAGACCAUGCUGAUUUGUCCAAGAGCAAUUUAAGUAGCACUUCUAAGACUGAAAUCUCUAGCAAACACUCUAAUAGGACAAAUAAUGAAACCAAUCAUAUGUGUACCAAAACAACUGCCAGCACUGUGAUACAAGACAGUUCAAACACAAACAGUGAAAAUAUAAACACUGUAACACAAUCUGACCCAAAAAAUGUCAAUGGACUGGGCCCGGCCAAAAAGCCCAAAGUCACUGCCAGGAAAUCUGGUAAACCAGAGUCUCUGCCAUUGAAAAUUAAUCUACACCCCAUUAAAAACAUUACAAUGACAUUAACUGAAGUAGAAAAAGCCUUAGAUGUUCCAUCACGAGAAGUGGAUAGCUUGAGACUGGUGAAGAAUUCUGACAUGAUAAAGUCAGAAACUUAUGUCACAGAUGGAAAUGGUGCCUUAAGAACUUUAGCUGGUCAAAAAAAGAAAAGAAGAAAAAAUACUUAUGACUUUCCAGGCUGUAAGAAAAAGUCAAAGAAAUUCAAAUCUGACGAAAGUGUCGGGUCCUCAGCAGAUAGUGUUUCCUUGUCUGACAGUGAUUUUCCGGAGGCCAAGUCUAAGGAGACCAUUCCAGCCGAAACUGCUCUGGAAAAAGACGUCACAGUCAAACCAGAAAAAACAGAAUCUGCUCUGGAUAUAUUAACAAAAAAUGCUGCUUUGGGUUUUGUGAAGAAGCCCAAACCUUCCUCCCAUUUGUCUACUCCCAGGACUUUGACAGGUAAAAGUGGCAAGAUGAAAUCUGUACUGGAAAUGCUGCAUGAGAGAAGCAGACAAAAAGCAGAGUCUGAUGACUCCAAGACCUCCCCAGCGAGUAGUUUGACUUCUACUCCUACUACAAAUACUACCACAACUACAAAUAUAGUAUCAUCACCAUCCAAUAAACCUAGUGUAGAAGGCGUUAAAAGAAAAGGCACUCCCAGGAAACGGAAAGAGGAUGUAAUAUGUUUGUCAGAAACUGAAGACAUCUCCGAGUUGGUAUUUACUGUUGAAGGCAAGAAAAGAAAAAUCUCCUCUGAGGUAAACAGUGUGCACCCAGCAUCACCCCUCCAGACCAAGACAAGUCCCAGUUCUGCUCAUUCUCCAGUAGUGGUAGUAGUAACCCAGCACUCAGUCUCUCCAGGGCUUCGCUCUCUUCUCCCUCGACAAUCCUUUGUCACAGCCGGAACAGCUUCUACAGGCAGCACGCUCCCUCACAUCUCCACCCUGCCUAUCGGGGCAAAGGCUAUCAGCAUGUCCACUUUGAUGCCCAAGGCCACUGCUUUGCCAAAAACACCUCAGGGUCCACAGCCAACAAUGACAUUUUUUGCACCAGUGGCCAGUGUUGGCUCAGGUCUCACGCCUAUUCCAGUGACCUUUGCAGGCGCUAAUCUGGUAGUUGCUCAGCAGAAAUCGCCUUUUUCAUCAUCUAGUAAAAGUGUGAAAAACUCAUCUCCGUCAAACUUAGUGUUACCUUCAUCUUCCGCUUCCAAGUCUAAAAAAAAAGACUUCUCUCGACACAAUUCAGACUCGUUAAGAGCUCUCCUUGUCGGGCAGCCGUACACAUUUCCUAAGGGCCCUCCAUCCAACUCUCCACAGCUUCCUGCUGCACCAGUGUUGUUUCAGAUGAUCACCACACCCUCAGGAACGAACUUUGUUCCCGUCGCUGCCCAGCCUAUGGCCAUUAUACCCUCCUCUUCAGCUCCUAAGAUGCUCAAACCAGCCGUGGUGCCAAAGUCUAAUUUCUCCAUCAUCAAGUCACAUCCAGCCAAUGCACUCAACGGUGUAUCCUGCUUAACUCCCCCUAAAACUCCAGAAUCUGAUGGUUCAUCAGAGGUAGCAGUAGCUGCUACUUUAAGUCGGCCAGUGUCAGGACAAGUUGAGGAUAGUGAAGUUAUCCCUCUUUGUUGUUGUAAAAUCAAUGGUGCUUCAUUCAGUAAACUAUUUUCUGGUGUGACAUAUUGUCAGGCAUUAGACACUGUAGAUAACAAGGUAUUAGGUUGCUGUAAUAAGGUAACCAACUCGCAGCUUGUGCGUCCUGGAGUCAAAAUUCCAUUUAUGGCAGUGUGUGAAGUACAUAGGAAACGUCUGAAGUUGCACCAGUGUUGUCCUGGUUGCGGACAUUUUUGUUCACAAGGAAAAUUUCAGCAGUGUCGCAAGGAAGGCAAGUCUUCGGUUCAUAAUUUCCACAAGCAGUGUAUGUUCUACAGGGGAGGGAAGUAUUACUGUCCACACUGUGGAGAAGAGACAUGUCAGCGUGAGGUGGAGCUCAAACUCAAUGAUAACAAAUCAUCCGAUGGAGCGACCCCGUCAUCAUUAGGAGCUACCAAGAAGGAGGCAGAGAGAAGAACCGCACGUAUUGGAUUCAUCAAAAGUAAGUCAACCAAUGACCAGCCCACAGAAAAAUCUAUAGCUCUCAAAAAUAGUAGGAUUAUUAAUAUAGGAGCAUUGCCUUUAGGACCUGAUCAUCAACUUCUGACUAAACUCUGUCGAUGUUCUACUGAAGACAGACCUAAAAAAUACAGGAGCAUUCCAAAAGAUCUUUACACACCAGCAUUGGAAGGAGAUAUGGAAAAAGUGUUCUAUUUAUUGAUGGAUGGCCUUGACCCAAAUAAAAGGUACGAGGAGCAUGAUGAUCAAACAGCCUUGCAUGCUGCGGCUACAAUUGGCAGCCUUGGCAUAGUCUUUAUUUUAGAGCAGUUUGGCUCAGAGAUCCAUGCCCAAGAUAGGACUCUAAGAACUCCUAUGAUGUGUGCUGCAGAAAAUGGCCAUGUCAGUGUUGUACAGUUUCUAAUCAAGUCUGGAGCUAAAGUAGAAGACAGGGGUGAAGAUGGCAUGACGAGUCUUCACUAUGCUGCCAAAGCUGGUUAUACUGAUGUAAUACAGCACAUCCUGGAGACAGAACAGGUGGAUGUAAACAUUCAGGAUGAUGGUGGCUGGACUCCUAUAAUUUGGGCCACAGAGUCUCAACUGACUGAUGUAGUGAAAUAUCUAAUUAAACAAGGAGGAGACCCAAAUAAAAAAGAUAAUGAGGAGAACACAGGUCUCCACUGGGCAGCAUUCUCUGGCAGUUUAGAAAUUGCCAAAAUGUUUAUUGACCUGGGAUGUGAGAUUGAUGCCAUCAACGAACAUGGAGAUAGGCCACUUCAUAUAGCUGCAAGACAAGAUCAUUAUGACUUAGUCGUUCUACUACUGGCAAGAGGAGCUGAUGUAGAUACUAAGAAUAAUAAAGAUGAAACACCAGUUGAGUGUUGCAUGAACAAGUCUGGCCAGGUUUGGAUGGCUCUGAAAGUCAAUCAACAACUGCGAAGCUUUGCAGCUAGAAAGUUAAUCAGGCCUGAAAAAUUAGUGGAAAGAGAUAUAACAAUGGGCAGAGAGAAGAAUCCAAUAGCUUGUGUGAAUGCUGAAGACAACGAAGCCUGCCCCACUGAUUAUCUGUAUGUAACUGAGAAUGUAGAGACCUCGCCACUCAAUGUCAACUAUGUCAUUACUAGUUUACAGAGCUGCAGAUGUAAAGAUGAUUGUUCCUCUAUGUACUGUGUUUGUGGACACAGCAGUGUCAGGUGUUGGUAUGAUAAGAUGGGUAGACUAGUAGAUGAGGUGAAUCUGCUGGAGCCUCCACUUGUAUUUGAGUGUAACAGAGCAUGUCGCUGUUGGGUGAACUGCAAUAACAGGGUUGUACAGAAUGGCAUCACAUGUCGUCUCCAGAUGUUCAGAACAAAUGGUCGAGGAUGGGGAGUCCGAGCUUUGAUGGACAUCCCUAAAGGAACAUUUGUUUGCGAAUAUAUAGGAGAGCUGAUUUCUGAUUCUGAAGCUGAUAGAAGAGAGGAUGACUCGUACUUGUUUGAUUUAGACAACAAGGAUGGUGACACUUACUGUAUUGAUGCGAGAAAGUAUGGCAAUGUCAGCCGUUUCAUCAACCACCUGUGUGAACCCAACUUGAUUCCAGUCAAAGUCUUUGUGGAGCACCAGGACCUUAGGUUCCCUAGGAUUUGUCUCUUUUCUUCAAAGGAGAUCAAGGCUUAUGAGGAAUUAGGGUUUGACUAUGGUGAAAAGUUCUGGAUGAUCAAAUGGAAACAUUUUACUUGUGCUUGCAACUCCCAGAAGUGUAAAUAUUCCAGUGAGACUAUCAAGAAGACUUUGGCAGAUUAUAAGCUGCGCUAUCCUGACGAAGUAGUGGAUACCUGAACCGUUCAAGCAAUGAAUACUGGAAUAUUAGAGUCUUAGAUAUCUUACUAUAUGAUGACAAUUAGUUGAUAAAAUGAUGUCAGCCGAGUGAUGAAAUGAAUAAAUAAAUUCAAACCUGAAGAAGUAUUGGAUUACUAACAAUAUUCUGUCAAAGUGUGUGAAUGGGAUCAGUAUUCUGAUAAAGUAUGUUUAUGUAAAUGGAUAAAUAAACUUGUUUCAGGUGGACAACUAUGAACUAAUGGCUGGCCAAACUUUAAUGUUUGUGCAAGGAAAGAAAUUCUGGUUUAAAAAAAAAGUUAAUUAUAUAUAUUUUUUUCUGAUAUAGUAAAUAUUAGAAUUAAUUCAGAUAUUGUGGAUAACAUUAUUAUAGUAAAGCAGUUUAGUUCACCCAUGUAGUACUAACCUACCUGAUUCAAAGUAUUAGUUAUUCACUAAUCCCGAGAAAGUAUUACUUAUACUUUAUCCCCCAGAAGUUAAGUUAGUUCCUUGUAUUCACUACAACCUGCGGAUUUGAAUGCCAGCAAUAGCAAGAGCUUAUACUUGUUGUUUACAACUGUUAUUUUGUUCUGUUGAUGAGUGCAGGAUCAUAGUGUCUGCACAUUUGUUGUUCAUGUACAUUUUGGUCUGUCCUGUUGAAAAACUUAAAACCACAGCUCUAUGUUCCUAUGGUUCAACCCUUGGCUCAUUUCACUUGUGUGAUUUGUAAAGGUGAAUAGUAACAGUACAAAUUAUGUUAUCUAAUUGCACUUUGUAGUUCUUGUUCAUCCUUAGAAGUCAUUAGAACUUACUAUUUGAGGAAAAAAGGUCCUACCUAUUAAACUAAAAGUAUUCCACUAACAGUUUGGACAAUAUUUCUUUUAUUUUUGAAAGCCCCCCCCCCCUUUUUUUUUUCUUUUCAACACAAUUACUUUUGAUACAAACAUUUUUAUGAUAGAUAGCUUCUAAAUAAUUUAUAUUCAUCUGUAUUAUUAUUAUUUGUUAUUAUUCCUACAAAGGAUGCCAUUGUGCAUAAAUGUAUGAUAGACGGAUGUAAAUUUGUGUAGUUUGCAGACUAUUCUAAUUGUACACAGAAUGUAGGUAAGAUAGGAAUACUACAUCUUUAUCAGUACCUGACAUAGCCAGGCUCAUGAUGAAAGCUUAUGAAGGUAUAUUAGUUCUUAUUCUACUUUCUACCUUUUAGAAUGGGCUCUAAGUGCUUCACACUUCAACCACUGUAAACUCCUGAACAUUCUUCCAACUGUGAGGGUCUGGCUCUGUCAGGCAAUGUAUUUCAUCUCUUGUAUGUGACACAUGUCAUGUGACUGAUAUUGUGAUAUAUUUUCCUUGUGUUAAAAUCCGGUCGCUAGUUGAUAAACAAACUAAACUUGUACAGUGUUAAGCCUUGACUCCUGGACUUUGUUUCAUCUAUGAUAUUUACUAGGAAGAUUGCAAUUGGGCUCAUGUUGACACUCUACAACUAUCUCCAGUGUUAAUCAAGAGAAACAUCAAAAUGGUAUAUAUAUUUUUCUCAACUUUGACUGCAUAUUUUUUUGAUGAUAAAUGCUCACUAAGAACCUUAGGAUAAUUCUUCAAGUCAUUGUGAGUCUUAAUCUCUUCCUUAGGGCACCUAUCUAAUUCAUAUACAGACAUUCUUUCUGUGCAAGUAUGUGCAUCUUGUAAAGGUUAGCUUGUAAUCAUUUUCUUCUUGGUUCAGGUGAAGUACCCUUGUUCCCUUUUGUAUGCAUUUUGAGAAACAUUGUUAAAAAUUCUGUGCAUGAAUCUAAUCUAAAUGCUGUAAGUAUUGAAUACUGGUAUUCAUCACAGCUAGCCUACAUGUUAAUUUUUUUUAAUUUUUUUUUUUUUUUUGGAUCUGGUAUCAAUCUUCACAACUUAGUAAAAAAAAUUUAUUUAAAAAAAAAAAUGUUUAUUUCUUACAAUGAAAUGUAUUAUUGAAUAAAAAAUGUAAUAUAGUAUGUAAUAAUUGUGUUUAAAAUGUUGACCUACUUGUAGCAUAUGAUUGGUAUGAACUAUGAUGACUAUUUACCAAGUAUAAACUAUAAAUAGCUGUGUAUCUGAAUUGUAUAAACUACCUCUUAUUCAUUGCAAACAACGUGUUAGAAUUAGUGCGGGAAUUCCCAUUUCUAUUUGUAGACUUAAGAUUUUCUGAAAAUAAAUAAAUAGUAAAAUCAAUUCUGUUGAAGAUUGUACUUUAUCCAAAGCUUUGGUCUCAUUGUUCUUUAAGCACAACUAGCAUAUAAACUGAUCAGGUUUUGUUUUUUUCUUGACAACUCACUGAGUCCUCAGAGAUAUUAAAUGGGAUGUGUGAUGGUAGCAUACAUUGCUUGUCUAUCUCUGAAGGGUAUUGAAGUUCCAAUGCUGACUGGAGCUGAGCUGUGUUUGCUUAGGACAGCAUGGUUACCUCCCAGAUACUCCCCCCCACACCUCAAUGGGGUAAGAGAUUGAACCAGAGUGCACUGAACAUCAUAGCAGGAAACAUUGUGCUGUGCAAAAGUAAUUAAAAAAAAAAAGGGCUUCUAGAUUUGUGUUGUCAAGACAAGAACUCAGUUGUAAAUAUCUAGGUUAUUACAAACUCUGGAACAUUGUAUUUGAGGGCUUGGCCAUUGCACCUCAUUGGGACAUAGUGAGGUUGGGCAGCCCUGAUUGAGUUGUUUCAUGUCCAGAACCAUUUUUUUGUUUACACUGUCUGAUGAUGACUAUCACUAUUGUUCUAUAAUCUUGUUAAAUGAGUGAGGUGUUGUCAUUCUUCAAGAGGUGUGUAGCCUUCUAGUCUAAACCUGGCUAGUAGAUCUAUAUCUUGUAGUAGUCACACACUUCAACCAUCCCAUGCUUGUAGUGACCAAAUACCAAAUCCUUCUUUAAACACAAUUGUAAAUAAUAUUUUUUUUUGGUCCUUUCUUCAUUGUAUGAAACAUUUUUUUUAUCAUGAUAUAGUUUCAUUGACACAGUUCAAGUUGUAAUUAAUCUUCAUGUUAACUGUCAUUUCUAAAUCUGUAUAUGAAUAUAGCUGAUGGUUCCAGCUCUUGUCCAUAGACUGCAUGGCCACACAAUCAACUAGGAACAUCUGCUAUCUUGCUGCCUUCAAUGUCCCACAUCAGAUUGUGUCUCUAAGAAUUCAAUUGUAUGAGUUCUUCUAUUUACAUGACCCUAGAUGGCAUAAUGAGAUUGGUUCUAGCUUUUUUUUAAAAAUUCUCUUCCUUUUACACUGACAUUUUUAAUGAUUGAUUUGGAAUCAGAAGAGAUGGGCGUUCUAUUUAUAGAUUUGAUACUAGUUUUGGUGUGCAAGUCCCAUUCUUUUCUGGGUUGAUGUAAUGUUGGGUAUUUGUGAUUGAAGCUUCUUUUUUUUUGUUUUAUUAACAUUGAAUGCAUGUAUAUUACCAAACUGUUUGACUCCCAUCUUAUUGUUUGUGUGGAUUUAUACUCUAGGUUAAACUGUGUUUAACUUGGGUAUAUUUUAUUUUGUUAGGUGUGUGUAUCUGAAUGAAGACACAACUUUUGGUUGAUAUUCUGCAGUGAAAUGAAUGGCACCCUAGAAUUCUAUUCAUUUAGUUGAUUAUAUCCUGUACCAGUUAAACAGAUGCUGUAAUGCAUUUGAAAUUGUAUGGGUGAGAAUCCAUUCUGAUAUGUCUAUUUUAAAAAUUUUGAUAUUUUUAACAUGUUUUUUUUUGUCAUCAGUAAAAUUAAAUUUCACUAUUCUAUAA